AUGGCAUCCUUCAACUUCAACCACCUCACCUUCCCGAUGCAGGCCGUCCCACAGCAAUCGACCCUACCAUACUACCACCUCACCGACUGCUGCGACAUCCGCCUCUCAGAUAUCAAGAACCUUCUCCUCAUGAAGAGAGUCCCCUUCAAAACCGCCGCCACCCACAAACGCUGCACAGUCCUCCUCAACCGCGCCGAGCGCGGCCUGAUGUCUUACGAGGACUGCACGAUCGAGGAGCUGCAGCGCUUUCUGCAGCAGCGCGGAUUCGCAAGGGAGCCACCGAGUCAGCAUACGCGGCUGGUCCGCUUGCUGGAAAAGAUGGACAAUAGGGCAAAGUUUGAGCGCUUUCUAGAACUGCCGCCGGAGUUGCGGAAUGCGGUGUAUGGGUUUCAUUUGGGGGGUUUGGGGGUGUUGCAGGCGACGAAGCGAGAGCGAGACAGCAGGAGCGGCUCGCCUGUGCUGGUGAAGAGAGUGGUGGCGCCGCCGCUUUGUUUGGCUUCGAAGCAGUUGAGACAGGAGGCGAUGCUGCUGUUUAGUGGUAAGCGUCCGCUUCGGAGCGAUAUGAAGGGCUGA
Molecule: messenger RNA, 573 nt
Organism: Fulvia fulva
Lineage: Eukaryota; Fungi; Ascomycota; Dothideomycetes; Mycosphaerellales; Mycosphaerellaceae
Exons: 1
Coding region: 1-573 (190 amino acids)
Source: RefSeq, a predicted model, not a curated record